AUUGCGAUGAAAUAUUUCAUGAAGACAAUUUUAUAACGCGAGCGACAAUUUUAUACAGACGAAAUUGUAAUUGGCGAGAUAGCAAACUGAAACGAUUACAAGUUCUAAGUUCAAGCAAGCUGGGAACGAGGACAUUCUCAGCGUUCUAUUUGAAGUUUGAUGGGCUUCGUUAUCAUAUAUCAACCUCAUCUCUCCCGCCGCUCUUCGAGUCGUUGGGUUCGAAAACGAAAUCUGCCAUCCAACAUCUUCGAGCACCACUGCCGUCGCAGAUCGGGUUCGGGCGUAUAGUCCGGCAACAUCUGAGACGUCGAACAGGUUCUGGAUGAGUGUCUUAUGAACGAAUGAGACUUGGAUUGCUACUCGACACGGAGAAAUAAGGCGUUGAGUCGUGCGGAACCCCACUCACGACUACUACUGCAGAAGAUCAUCGAUCAAAUGCACGAGGCUCUAUCAGUCUCACAGUAAAAAAUAAGAAUGAGAAAAACUAGUUCCAUCUACGCCAUGACUCUGCAUAGUUAUAGUUUGUCUUUGUACAAACAGGAUAAGCAUCAAAUCAAACGAAUAAUAUCUAGGGAAUAAAUUAAAGCGCAAGGCUACCGGCUGUGCCAGUAGUAAUAAAUGAACUUCAGACACAGAAAUUGAUCGCCUUUGCUUUGUCUUGCGUCAUUGUUAGCAUUCUGCCUCUCGACCUAAGGAGGCACUUCUUGUUUACAAUUUCGAAUACUGUUACUUAUACAAGUAGUACUUACAGCUACUUCGCGAUCGGCACCACAGGCACGCCACCAGUAGAGUACGGAGAAUCUCGAAGCUGAGCGUCUCUGACUCUGUCUAUAGAGAUUCUUAUAGAAUACGAACUUCUGCGAGAAUUUACCCUUGAAGGCCCCGCCCGCCUCCGACUCAUUUGCACUUCGAAUUCCUGUAAAUAAUAUUUAUUGAUUUAAUUUAAGUUUUCCGAUAAUUUGUACAACCAGAACCAGAACCAAUGUACAUUAUAGUCCACCAAAGGAAUCAUGAAAUUUGAAUUUCAACGUUUCUGGCUUUGAAGUGCAGCUUUCUUUUUGGGAAAUUCGGAACAUUUGG
Amoebophrya sp. A120 is the source of this 1080-nucleotide messenger RNA. The record is from the annotation of a GenBank genome assembly. Lineage: Eukaryota; Dinophyceae; Syndiniales; Amoebophryaceae.